Messenger RNA from Daldinia caldariorum, 2947 nucleotides. Its product is annotated as MIF4G-domain-containing protein. NCBI's taxonomy places the organism in Eukaryota, Fungi, Ascomycota, Sordariomycetes, Xylariales, Hypoxylaceae. Gene Ontology annotation, molecular function: RNA binding; protein binding. The record is from RefSeq and is a predicted model, not a curated record. The transcript has a single exon. Gene Ontology annotation, biological process: mRNA splicing, via spliceosome. Bases 178 to 2610 code for a protein of 810 amino acids. Gene Ontology annotation, cellular component: catalytic step 2 spliceosome.
GUUCAUCUUUUUGCCUUGCCUGCUUCAACUUUUUUUUUUCCAUCGUCAAUUCCAUCCUUUUUCAAAAGCGAAUUUCCCAACUGCGGGGACGAUUCACCCGUUGGACGUGGCUUGGACCUCGGUUCAUCUAUUUACUACACCAGCCUAAAUAAUUUAUUUUAAGGUAGUAGGAAGACGAUGGCGGAAGUCGAGACGCGCCAUCUAGGUGAACGGUCGCCCAACGAACCUCCCAUCCCACGUUCCCCCCGUCGCGAUCCCGAUCGAGGCCAACGUCGUGAUGGCGGCGACACAUACAGACCUGCGCGCGACCGCGAUCGCGACCGUGACCGUCGCUCACCGCCUCCCCGGCAACGGUCGCCACCUCGUCAACGCACGCCGCCCAGGAUGCCUACCGAAGAGGAGAAGCAGGCGGCUGCAAAGGCCGAGUAUCAGAAACUUUUAAAUAUGCGAUCGGGAGGAACGUAUAUUCCCCCUGCGCGUCUGCGGGCGCUGCAGGCCCAGAUCACGGAUAAGACAAGCAAGGAAUAUCAGCGCAUGGCCUGGGAGGCAUUAAAGAAGAGCAUCAACGGUCUUAUCAACAAGGUCAACGUAUCCAACAUCAAGUAUAUCGUUCCGGAAUUGUUCCAGGAGAACUUGGUCAGAGGGCGGGGAUUGUUCUGCCGAAGUAUCAUGAAAGCGCAAGCGGCAAGUUUGCCUUUCACCCCCGUCCUAGCAGCUAUGGCGGCCAUCGUCAACACGAAGUUACCGCAGGUCGGCGAGCUGCUCGUAAAGAGACUGGUCAUACAAUUCAGGAAAGCUUUCAAGCGGAACGACAAAGCCGUGUGUUUAUCAUCGACUAUGUUCAUUGCGCAUUUGGUCAACCAGCAAGUAGUUCACGAAAUGUUGGCUGCCCAGAUGCUGAUCUUGCUACUACAAAAACCGACGGACGAUAGUGUGGAGAUUGCGGUUGGCCUAACGAAGGAAGUGGGACAGCAUCUAGAAGACAUGAACCCAGCUAUUGCGGGAAUUGUGUUCGACCAGUUCAGGAAUAUCUUACACGAGGCGGAUAUCGACAAACGAGUGCAGUUCAUGAUCGAGGUUUUAUUCCAAGUCCGAAAAGACAAAUUCAAAGAUAAUCCCGCGAUCAAGGAGGAGCUAGAUCUAAUUGAGGAGGAAGACCAAAUCACACAUAAGGUCGACUUGGGUGCGGACCUUGACGUCCAAGAGGGCCUGAACAUAUUUAAAUUUGAUCCGGAAUGGGAGGAAAACGAGGAAGCUUAUAAGAAGCUGCGAGCCGAGAUUCUUGGGGAGGGAAGCGACGACGAAGAUGAGGAGGACGACGAAGAUGAGGAGGACGACGAAGAUGAGAGUUCCGAGGAAGAGGAUGAGGAGCAAAAAGCUAUGGAGAUCAAGGAUCAGUCCAACACGGAUCUUGUCAACCUUCGGAAAACCAUCUACCUCACCAUUAUGAGCAGUAUGGAUCCCGAAGAGUGUGUCCAUAAGCUGAUGAAGAUCAACCUCCCAACCGGCCAAGAGCCUGAGCUACCCUCUAUGAUAGUAGAGUGCUGUAGUCAGGAGAAGACUUACUCGAAGUUCUUUGGCCUGAUCGGAGAGAGGUUUGCUAAGAUCAAUCGCUUAUGGUGCGACCUUUUUACUCAGAGCUUCGAAAAAUACUACGAGACAAUCCACAGAUACGAAACGAAUAGGCUACGGAAUAUUGCCAGAUUUUUCGGUCACAUGUUUGGUUCCGACGCUAUUGGCUGGCAUGCUAUGUCUGUCAUACACUUAAACGAAGAAGAGACAACCUCUGCUAGCAGAAUCUUCAUCAAGAUUUUGUUCCAGGAAAUCUCGGAAGAGCUAGGUAUGACAAAGUUACAGGCACGAAUGCGGGACGACGUGCUACAAGAAAGCUUUACAGGGCUGUUCCCGCGCGACAAUGCACGCAAUGUACGGUUCUCGAUCAAUUACUUUACCAGUAUCGGUAUGGGUGCUUUGACGGAGGAGAUGAGAGAGUACUUGGCCAAUAUGCCGAAGCCAACUCUUCCUGCGCCCCCUGCUGCCGACGAUUCCGACUCAGAUUCUGUGUCUAGCUAUUCGUCGUACACAGGUUCCUCUUAUUCAUCCAGGUCCAGAUCUCGUACACCGCCGCGAAGGGCUCUUGAUAGGGGUCGGUCAUUAUCUCGAACCCCACCGAGACGAGCUAGAUCAGCAUCUUACAGUUCAUCUCGGAGUCCAUCUCGGAGUCCAUCUCCUCGGCGAUCCACUAGGAGGUAUUCUAGUUCCCCUAGUCCGCCUCGUGGCCGCCGUGACUCCAACUAUUCGCGGUAUAGGUCGGUAACCCCGCCUGCGGCACGCGGAGCUGGUAGGCCUCGUUCGUAUAGUCGUGGCCGCGGCUCCACACGAUCCCGUUCUUACACGCCUUCACGGAGUCGCAGCCCACCAUUAUCACCCGCAAGGCGGCGUAGAAAUACCAGCUCUGUCAGCAGCGCUCCGAGGAAGAGACAAAGAUAUGAUAGCCGGUCACCUACCCCGGUCGAUAAGAAGAGGAGACGAUACAGCUCCAGCCGUAGCAGAUCCCGGACUGGAUCGCCGCCACUUCGCGCUAGGCGGGUCAGUAGGGGCAGGGACUAGAUAUUUCACGCGUUGAAGGGAAGGAGGUAUUUGCUUCGUAAGGGAGAAUUCCUUCCGAGGUGGGAGUGAUGUAUGUAUGGUGGGUAAUAAAGUAAUGAAGAGUUGGACGGCGAGAUGCGUAGCUGCGUUUUGGCGUUUAUCUACCCCUUUUCGCGUUUGCGUUUACACUUGCGCCGGCCGGGUUUAAAUUCCAUGUAGAAUAUACCACCACAGACUGAAAGUCGUCGCAGCAGUAGAUUAGAUAUCAAAAAGCGUUAGCCGCAAUUCUAUAAGAAUACCUCACCAAUUUUAUGGUAUUGCUUUAUAAUAUGUGACUGGGUUAAUUUUUUUUUUUUCU